GCGCGGAUAAUCAGCUCAUUUGUCUUGCUGCACUCAACGACUUCAGUUAAUCAACGAGUUGGGCUUUCGAGUGAAUAUUUUAAGGCAAAUAUUUUUCAAACAACGGUAUUACUUUCUUUAAGUUACUAAAAAAUAAGUAAAAUGGUGAACUGUGUGAAUUGCAUGGCCGUGAAAUUCGUCGUACUGGCCGUUUUGUGCUUAGCCAUGGCCCAUAAACUGCCGGAAAUUGUUUUAUACGAGGGUGACGCCUGCGUUACUAGCAGCUAUGAUGGCAAAUGUCUGGUGGAGAAGCAGUGCCCUAACUUAGAAACAACCAUGACGCGAAAGGGCCUAUAUGCCAAGGACGUGGGCCACUGUGGCUAUACGGUUUACGAGGAAAUCAUUUGUUGUCCUGAGAACAUCACAGAACAUACGCUUUCCAAAAAAUAUUUCGAAAGCGCUGAAGUUCGCACAACUGUAACAUUAAUCUUCACUACAACUUCCAUCGUACAAACGGAGAUAAUCGACGAUGAAUUGGUUUUUAGUAACUACACUACGCCACUCGAGCACCAAUAAUCUAACCAGUAUAGCGAUCGCAUUUUAGUAAAUAAGUACGCGGAGGGGUGUGCUUACAUACCCACAUUUCUAUGUGAAUUUUUCAGUACAGAAUACAAAAGUUUCAUUGUACUGUAAAGUUUCUCACGAGAUGCAUCAAAACUAAACGAAAUGCUCUAUGUUUAGCUCCUAAUUAUUAGUUAAGGUUGAAGAAGGCAGCGCUGAUAUUUUGUUUGCUAAUCGCACGAUACGAAUAAAUACUCAGUGGCCAUUAUCUGUAAUUUAAAUUGAA
This is a messenger RNA of Anastrepha ludens (Mexican fruit fly), 826 nucleotides long. RefSeq lists its product as uncharacterized. The record is from RefSeq and is a predicted model, not a curated record. Lineage: Eukaryota; Metazoa; Arthropoda; Insecta; Diptera; Tephritidae. The transcript has 3 exons. The coding region runs from base 142 to 555 and encodes 137 amino acids.